Messenger RNA from Opisthocomus hoazin, 1481 nucleotides. The record is from RefSeq and is a predicted model, not a curated record. NCBI's taxonomy places the organism in Eukaryota, Metazoa, Chordata, Aves, Opisthocomiformes, Opisthocomidae.
GCUUGUAACAGUAAUUCUCUUCCACAGAUAAAGCCAACAUGACCCACCAAUUCCCAGCGCUGACUGCAGAGCAGAAGAAAGCUCUUUCAGACAUCGCCCAGCGGAUUGUGGCUUCAGGAAAGGGGAUCUUAGCUGCCGAUGAAUCAGUGGGUACCAUGGGGAACAGGCUGCAGAGGAUCAAUGUGGAGAACACAGAGGAGAAUCGCCGGGCUUUUCGAGAGAUCCUCUUCUCUUCAGAUGCUUCCAUCAACCAGAGCAUUGGGGGAGUGAUCUUCUUCCACGAGACUCUCUAUCAGAAAGACAGCAGUGGAAAGCCAUUUCCAGCUCUCAUCAAAGAAAAAGGCAUUGUGGUGGGAAUAAAGCUGGACAAAGGCACAGCACCCCUAGCAGGAACAAAUGGAGAAACCACCAUUCAAGGUAAGGAGAGAUCUAAGCUAUGACUGGUGCAGCAGAAGCUGCAGGGUGCCUCUCCGCGCUGUGCCCAGUACAAGAAAGAUGGUGCUGACUUUGGCAAGUGGCGUGCAGUGCUGAAGAUCAGCAGCACAACACCCUCUCAACUCGCCAUCCAAGAGAAUGCCAACACAUUGGCACGCUAUGCCAGCAUCUGCCAGCAGCAUGGCCUGGUGCCCAUUGUGGAGCCAGAAAUCUUGCCUGAUGGAGACCAUGAUCUCCAGCGCUGUCAGUAUGUCACAGAAAAGGUUCUGGCUGCUGUCUACAAGGCCUUGAAUGAUCAUCACGUGUACCUGGAAGGGACACUGCUGAAACACAACAUGGUGACGGCCGGGCAUUCCUUCCCCCAGAAGUACCCCCCCGGAUGCCCCACCCCUCAGGAUGUCGCCGUAGCAACUGUCACUACUCUUCUCCGCACCGUUCCUGCUGCUGUUCCCGGAAUCUGCUUCCUCUCUGGAGGUCAGAGUGAAGAGGAGGCUUCUGUCAACCUGAACGCCAUGAAUCAGUCCCCUCUGCCUAAGCCUUGGAAACUGACCUUUUCGUACGGGAGAGCCCUGCAAGCCUCUGCGCUGGCAGCAUGGGUGGGCAAAAGUGAGAACAAGAAGGCUGCGCAGGAGGCUUUCCGCAAGCGGGCGCAGAUUAACAGUUUGGCUUGCAGAGGACAGUAUGUCGUGGCUGGGAAGACUGACACAGCUGCCACGCAGUCACUUUUCACUGCCAGCUACACCUACUGAAAGUGCAGGCGCCUUCCUUCAUCCUGACCCUCUUCACAAGGUGGAAGAUGUUCAGAAAUGAAAGAAAACCAAAGAAAUCUAAUUUCCUUUACCCUGAACAAAACUGGGGAUAAAACUGAUUAGAUCUCUCUCCACCCUUCGCUCCCACAGUGUACGGAGGGAAUAUUCUUGUUUCAUCUGCACAUUCCAAGGAAGGGAAGUUCUCUCCAUACAACAAACAACAACUGCCAAUGAACCAUGAACCCAUUCUCCCUCUGGUUUAAACUUAGUUCCCAGAAUAGUACGCAGAUUAAGUAG